GGCGCAAGCAUUGACAGCAAGGGCGACGUUACGAGAAGUUACGACGUGAGAGCCGAAACUGCAAUCACUCACCAGACAUUAUGGCGCAUAGUAAAGUCGCCCUGCUACUCGCCGUCGUGCUCGGCUCCGCGAUAAUUGAAUGCAAAAUAGUCCUGCCGCACAAGCUCCGAUACCUCGAAAACAUGUUGAAUGCGGACUUGCUAUCGAAGGCCACGAGGAUGCGACAGCGAACGGAAGGCAACUCCGGUGGCGAGAACAGAGUCUGGCCCGUUCUGGGUUUAGGAAAAUACCAGGAUGAGCUACCGAGCGGCCCUCCACCUUUGCCGCCAUUUCUCGUUAAUAACAUCAUUCAGCGGCGAAUUUCAAACCCCAAAAUUUAAUCUUGUUAAACUCUAAGUUUAAUCUAAGUUAGCAAGUAAGUAAACAGCGAUACAUUCAUCUCUAGUAAAUCUUUUCUG
Messenger RNA from Cydia amplana, 458 nucleotides. RefSeq lists its product as uncharacterized. The transcript has 2 exons. NCBI's taxonomy places the organism in Eukaryota, Metazoa, Arthropoda, Insecta, Lepidoptera, Tortricidae. The record is from RefSeq and is a predicted model, not a curated record. The coding region runs from base 81 to 380 and encodes 99 amino acids.